CAAUCCAGUCCAUUCAGCUUGGCCAUACAGGGACGUUGGAUACAAACACCACUUCGAAGGCUGUUUGAUGGGGGAGUUUGGGAGUUCACCUUGCUCCCACACUCAGCCCCCACCAUGCUACUGCCCGUGUUGCUGCUGGCUCUGGCCACGAGUGGAACCCCGACGACCCGGCCGUGCUUCCCCGGGUGCCAGUGUGACGUGGAGACCUUUGGGCUCUUCGACAGCUUCAGCCUGACGCGAGUGGACUGCAGCAGUCUGGGCCCCCACAUCAUGCCUGUGCCCAUCCCGCUGGACACGGCCCACCUGGACCUGUCCUCCAACCGACUGGAGACGGUGAACGAGUCGGUGCUGGCAGGCCCUGGCUACACCACGCUGGCUGGCCUGGACCUCAGCCACAACCUACUCACCAGCCUCCCACCCACCGCCUUCUCCCGUCUGCGCUACCUGGAGUCACUGGACCUCAGUCACAAUGGCCUGGCUGCCCUGCCGGCCGGCAUCUUCACUAGCUCCCCUCUGAGCGACGUGAACCUCAGCUACAACCGGCUGCGGGAGGUCUCCCUGUGGGCCUUCACCACGCCCAGCCAGGGCCACACACAGCACAUCGACCUCACCCACAAUAUGCUGCCCCACCCAGUCCGGGCCACCCUGCCCACGCCCACCAUCCAGAGCCUCAACCUGGCCUGGAACCGACUCCGCGCUGUGCCCGACCUCCACCAGCUGCCCUUGCGCUACCUGAACCUGGAUGGGAACCCUCUGGCCACCAUUGGCUCCGGGGCCUUCGCGGGGCUGGCAGGCCUGACCCACCUGUCACUGGCCAACCUGCAAGGUGUCCCCCAGCUGGAACCCUAUGGUUUCCAAGAACUGACAGGUCUGCAGAUCUUGGAUCUGUCAGGCAACCCCAGGCUCCAGUGGACAGGCGCUGAGGUCUUCUCAGGCCUGGGCUCACUGCAGGAGCUGGACCUGUCAGGGACGGGCCUGGGGCCCCUGCCUGAGCUGCUGUUGCAUCACCUGCCCGCCCUGCAGAGUGUGAAUGUGGGCAACGAUGUGCACUGCCGGCGCCUGGUGCGGAAGGGGGCCUACCCACGGCAGCGUGGCUCCAGCCCCAAAGUGGCCCUGCACUGUGGGGACAUGCAGGAGGCUCUUGCUGCUGCCAGGGGCCCUGACAUCUUGUGACAAACAGUGUGGCCUGGGGCCACAUGACAGACUGUUACCCUGGGCUUGCUCAGGUCCAGAGUGCCUUUGCCCUGGGGCAGGGGCCACAGGUGUCCCCGCUGAGGACCAAGGAGAAGCUCUGCUGUUCAUACCUGGGCCCAGGACUGAUUGGCGGAGACAGCUACUUUGCCUCCCUCAGAUCAUGAGCAGGAGGGAUUUUGAUUCCAGACCAGACUCCAUCAACUCCUGCUGCCCUCCUCCACUUGUCCUCCAAAAGUGCCUUCCCUCUUGCCCAGCCCUAGCUGACCCUGACAGGAGGAAGGAGGGCAGGAGUCAGUGCCGCAGGGCCGAGGGUCCCCUUGGACCCGUCUGCGGCACCAUCUUAGGGGCCAAAGCAUAGCCCCUUGUUGUUUGUGCCCUUUCUCCUGCAGCCCUGGAUAGCACCUAAAUUGUGUGUGGGGGGGUGGGACCUGGAAAGAACACAGCAGGUCCACCCUUGUCCUGAGACACAAUGACAAUCUCCAGUGGGCAGAGACACUACCCCGGGCUGUCUGUUUGCAGUCCUUUCUGGGCACAGGCAGGCCUGCAGAGGCGUGUCUCAUCCCAGAGGCCAGCUGUGAGGUGCUAUGGGGCAAAGUCAGUUCUUUUAGAACCCCUGGAAGCUUGGGACCCACUCAUCCCAGCCCUGCAAGUUCUUUGCUCUGGACUGGGGUUCCCCAACGUCAGGAUGGGAGUCAGCCCUGAUGCUGUGCCCCAGGAGCUCCCCUAAAGAGCUGGUAUGGUCUUGGGGCCCCAUCUGUGAGCUUCCAGAGCCUCCUGGACACAGGUACCCCGAGGACACACACUCUCUGUCUUACACACACACACACACACACACACACGUUCCUGGGGCAGCAUCUCAGUUCCAAACCCUGGGCCUGUUCCUCCCUCUGUCUUCAUUUUGUAAACACUGUUGCCUUUUUAACAGAAUAUCUCCUUCACCCUUACUCUCCUCCUCUGCUGGCAAGGGGAUGGGAACCUGUCUUUUGUAAAAGGAGAAGA
Ochotona curzoniae (black-lipped pika) is the source of this 2193-nucleotide messenger RNA. RefSeq names its product tsukushi, small leucine rich proteoglycan (gene TSKU). The coding region runs from base 115 to 1173 and encodes 352 amino acids. Gene Ontology annotation, cellular component: extracellular matrix. Gene Ontology annotation, molecular function: protein binding. The transcript has 2 exons. Lineage: Eukaryota; Metazoa; Chordata; Mammalia; Lagomorpha; Ochotonidae. The record is from RefSeq and is a predicted model, not a curated record.